This is a messenger RNA of Bathycoccus prasinos, 1644 nucleotides long. RefSeq lists its product with no specific name. The transcript has a single exon. The coding region runs from base 1 to 1644 and encodes 547 amino acids. NCBI's taxonomy places the organism in Eukaryota, Viridiplantae, Chlorophyta, Mamiellophyceae, Mamiellales, Bathycoccaceae. The record is from RefSeq and is a predicted model, not a curated record.
AUGGCGACAUCGGAGCAGCUCGAAUUCUGGGGCACCAUCAUCGAGGCUGGAAAAUCAGUCCGGGUGGAUAUCGACGAGGACGACGAGGAACACGUGAGUUUAUCCUUAGUCGCGUUAGGGAGCAGUACUUCCGAGGAGGAGACAAAAAAAAAUCAUCACGCGAUUCUUUCGGUCGUGGAAGACGUCGGCGUGAACGGCGCGAAGGAGAUUUUCCUGGCGACGUUACGACGAGGGAAAACGGAACAGUUUUCGUUGGACGUCGUGCUCUCGGAUACGUUCAUAAUGAAGAACAGCGGGAACGUGGACGCGCACGUGACCGGGUGGAGAAUGGACGGACGAGUGAGAGGGAACAAUCUCGAGAAAGAGAUGGAGGAGUACGAAGACGAGGAGAUGGAGGACGAGCUGUUUGAAGAUAUGGCGGCGGAGAGAGCGAUGAUGGAUACGUCGUCGAGCGAUAGCGAGGAAGAGGACGCGGAUUUCGCGAGCGAAGACGAAGAGACGGACGAAGAUUUAAGCGACGGAGAGGAGGAUUUCGUAGAAAUGAGCGACGAUGAGAUUGAAAAGUUAACGGAGGAAGCCGUUUUGGAGCACGGAGACAAAGGAAGUGAUGAUGAUGAUGAUGAUGCCGAGGAAGACGAUGACGACGACGAAGACGAGGAGUCGUCGUCGUCCGAUGAAAGCGAAGAAGAAAGAGAAGAAGAAGAAUCAUCGGAAUCAUCAGAAGGAGAGUACGAAUACGACAAGCGCUUCGAUCCGAAGAAUUUGCCUAAAGACGCCGAACUCUUUCAAAGCGAUUCGGAGGAAGAAAGAAUGUUCGACGAGGCGUUGGCGAAAGUUACGGAGGAAGAAAUGCUUCGAGAAUCCGCUUCAGAAUCUAGUGAUAGUGAUAGUGAUGACAAUGAAGAUGAAGAUGAAGAUUCUUCUUCUUCUUCUUCCUCAUCAUCAUCAGAAUCUAAAUCUGAAUCCGACGACGAGGAGGAAGGAGACGAGGAGCUCAAGAAGAAAAUCCAGACGCAGCUCAAGAAAGAGUUUGCUGAUCCGGUUUCGUCGGAAUCGGAAUCGGAAUCGGAAGAAGAAGAUAUUCAAGGCACGGCGAAGAAACCUGCGGCGGCGACUCCAGGAAGCACGGCAUCAAAAAAGAGAAAAGCAGAUGAGAAGAGCGAACCAGAAUCUGAAUCCGACAGCGAAGACGAAUCAUCUGAGUCGGAAUCAGAAGAGCCAGUCAAGGGCACCAGCCAGAAAAAAGUGAAAUCGCCGGCUUCUACGCGAAAGGAAAUCUUAGAAAAACCAAAGAAAGAAGCGUCUUCGGACGAGUCAUCAUCAUCAUCAUCAUCAUCAUCAGAAGAAGAAGAAAAAGAUGAGUCUUCUAGUAGUAGCAGUAGCAGCGGCAGCUCGUCUUCUUCAUCUUUGGAAGAGGAGGAAGAGAAGAAAGAAGAGAAAACGCCAGAAACUGCGACGAAGAAAAACGCCGAACAAUACACCAUCGAUUUGAUCAAGUACUUGAAAGCGCACGGGAAGACAAAGAUGGCCGCCUUGGCUGGGAAGGUGAAAAAGCCGCAGUCGAUAGCGAUGAAGUUCAAGGACUUUGUGAAAAUGCGACCGGAUGAGUUUAAAAUUUCAGGAGAAGAUAUCGAAUUGAAAUAG